Molecule: messenger RNA, 3058 nt
Organism: Pelobates fuscus (common spadefoot toad)
Lineage: Eukaryota; Metazoa; Chordata; Amphibia; Anura; Pelobatidae
Product: SLAIN motif-containing protein-like
Exons: 10
Coding region: 364-2247 (627 amino acids)
Biological process (GO): cytoplasmic microtubule organization; positive regulation of microtubule polymerization; microtubule nucleation
Cellular component (GO): microtubule plus-end
Source: RefSeq, a predicted model, not a curated record
GAGAGAGCGGCGGGUGAUGCUGGCUGUGUCCGGGGCUCGGCCUCGCUGAUUCUUAUUGUCUCCUCCCUGUACCGGGGUGUGCGGCCUGGCAGCGAUCCGGUAAUGGCAUGAUUGGACUUCACUGGAUGCCAGUUGCCGGAGUUCCAUAAUGGACUGCAUUUGAUGAGCAUUUGACAAAGACUUUCAUAAACGUUUGAUAACACAAAUACAUGUGUCUCUCAAAUGUUCAUGGAUGUCUGAUAUUUGUCAUCUUCUAUUGGCCAGUAUUUUGAAGUCCAGUAAAACUGUUUGAUAGUCCUCAAGUUCUUGGAAGAGUUAAGAUGCAUUUCAAAUCCAGAUGCUGUCCAAAUAGUGAUCAUUUUGAUGAUGGUGGUUCCUGGGACUUUGCCUGGUGUUCAGCAUGAUAAUGAGAUAAAUGCUUGUGAAAGAGUUAUGGAGAACGAUAUCGAGAAUGAUUGCAGCUCAGAUCUAAAAGAAGUACGAAAGCUGCAGGAACUAGUACGACGGUUGGAAAUUCAAAAUCAGCAGUUAAGGGGGAAGAGGAGCUCUCAAAGUUUUCAGAACGACACAGAGGUUGACCAUCACCUCUCCGCUUUACAAUGUACGGGAGUUAUGAAUAGCAUGAAUAUCCAGACUGAGAAAGGAGAUCGAGAGAUUAUGCCAAACGUACAGACUAAGCACGAUCAAAUAAGCUCAGAGAAAGAAAACAUCCCAAGUUUGAGGGUGGAUACACAUAUGCCGUAUGAGAAGGUGUGUUCUGACCCCAAGCCUGAAUGUGAGGCAGACAUUCACUGUGAUAAUGAUGACAGCUGUUUCUUCAACCUCAGUAGCAGAGCAGAGCUGGAAGAAGCUUUGGAGAAAAUGUCUGAACUAAAUUCACCUGGAGAUCUUGUAGAUGUAUUGGAUGAAACUGCCCUUGACGAAGUGGAAGUUCUGGAACUUGGCUCGUGCAGUGAGGACGAGGAGGACUGUUGGCUCUAUGCAUCACCAAACAAAAAUGCAGCUGCGGAACAGAAACCAGAUUCUCCCUUAAAAUGGUGCAGGCAGGUACUGGACCAUCACAGUCCAGAGACAGAAGCUGCUUGCCGCACACUGAUUGGCAAGCUUGAUCAAGCAAGUAGAUGGAAAAGCCUGUACUGCAGCCCGAUGGCUUCGCCAAGUGCAUUUAACCCCAGCAGUGAUGGCAGCUACUGUAACAAUUCAUUAAACUCACCGGGGUGCCUCAAAUCCACUAACAAACCACUACUAACAUGUGGCAGCUCAGGCUAUUUGAGUAUCCAUUCCGCUCUCAGCUCUCAGUCCUCGGUAGACAGUGAGUUGAGUACAUCUGAUGAUUCAAUAUCUAUGGGAUACAAGUUACAAGAUUUGACUGACGUUCAGGUUAUGGCUCGUCUUCAAGAAGAAAGUCUCCGGCAGGAUUAUGCCUCUAGCUCUGCAUCUGUUUCACGGCGCAGUUCUAGUGCCUCCCUACAUUCUCUCAGAAGAGGCACCUUCAGUGAUCAGGAGUUUGACACAUAUAGUCUGGAGGACGAGGAUGACUGUGAUUGUUCUUUGUCCUUUCGCAGCACUCAUAGGUAUUCCCCAUCACCUCUAAGUUCACCUCGAUGUCAAUCACCUUCAACAACUGGGGACAGCACCAGAGCUUCAACCUCUCGCAUUAGACCUCCAAGAAGAUCCAUUCAGAACCACAUGCAAGACCGGAUGAAAUAUACCAGCUGUGAAGAUGACUUGCGUCACAGUAUGCCUAAUUUGGCAAAAACAAGUUUACGUUCCCUUGAAGCAGUAAGAAGCAGUCGUAGUCUGGAGUCGGAUCUCCAGGGAUCAAGUAGUCGAUUAACCAGGAUUCAACAUCCCACAACCAGUACUCCACCAAGCAAAUUACGUUUUGCUUCCAGCUCAGGCCAGCCUUCAAUGACAGGCAGACAGCCUAUAAAAGCAGGUGUAAGCACAGGUUCACUCCUUACCUCAAGGCAACCAAUCAAAUCAUCAGGUUAUGGUAACAAUUCUUCAACGGGUGUCCGUAAAAUGCAAUCUUCGUCUGGUUUGAACGCAUCCAUGUCAGGUGCUAUUUCCAGAACUGGAAAUGUGUCUCCUUCCGUUAAACAAGCUGGGGUGAAAUCUCAGCAACCUGCAGGAUACAUGGCUUCUAAAAGUAAAAUGGUUCAACCAUCCAGGAGAUCUCUUCAUUCCUCAAAGACAAAUAGUACACUGGACAGUGAUGACUCAUGGAAAGAAGGGUGCUAUUAGACUUCUCCAAACAGGAGUUUUACGCUAUCUCUUUUCUAGUCCAGCGGGCUGGACUUUCGAACAUUUCAGAGGAAGAAGAAAAACCAAAUUGCUAGCUUUUCUUAUCUAGUUGUCAAACUCAGACAUUAUGUGUCUCUUUAACUGUCAAUUCUAUUACAAGUUUGGCAUUCUUCAUACUUUGAUUCGGUAUGUGUUUUGUGUUGUUGCUUGUUGUAGCCGAAGUUUCAGUUUAAUGAUGGAACCUGUUCUCCCCUAAACACUGAGCCAUUUAUUUAGUAGAAAUGUGUGUACUUUGAUAUGCCACUUACAAAUUGACCAUUUGCACUGCUGUGAAUGUUGCAUUCAUUUCUGAGGGUUAUAUAAAAUCAGUUGUUAGAAACCACCUUUAGAUGUCCCUAAGAGAGCUUGUGUGUUUUAUAUACAUAUUGUUUCUAUUUACCUCUUUGAUUUGCCAUUUCAAAGGCUCCCCCCCAAAUUUUUUUUUUUUAAUUUACUUUUCUAUUCCGCAGCAGAUUUUUUCCAUCUGCAGGUUUUUAACAUCCAUGAUCAAUUUAUUUCUUGGAAAAAGUGUGAAUAUAAUAUACAUAUAGAUAUAUGGUUAUGAUAUUUAGGAUCCAUUUCGAGGACUAGAAAAUAAUUCCUGUGCCGGUAUAAAUGGUUUAGAUGAAAUCACAAACGAUGGUGCACAAUAUUUGUGUGGUUAUAUGGAGUUAAUUUGUUGCAAUGUGUAGAAGAGACAUUAAUGUUUUGUGAAGUCUCCUAUGGUUAUUUUGCUUGACUCACCCUCAGUAAAUAAAUACAUCUCUAUCGA